Molecule: messenger RNA, 2112 nt
Organism: Tetranychus urticae (two-spotted spider mite)
Lineage: Eukaryota; Metazoa; Arthropoda; Arachnida; Trombidiformes; Tetranychidae
Product: atlastin-3
Molecular function (GO): GTPase activity; GTP binding
Source: RefSeq, a predicted model, not a curated record
GUUCUGUAUGUAAUUAUGUAACGACCCCCUACCUAACAGUUAAAUCUUUUUUCAUCUCUGUUUUGGUUUGGUUAGGAACUACACAAUAUUACUUUAUUCAUUGAGUUGGCAGAUCUUGUCUUUUUUAAAAUUGUGUUUCUUGAUUAAAUUAACAAUGGUAUCUAAUUCAAAAGGUGAUUUUUAUGAUGAUUACCAAUCUGAUGAUGUUUCAUCGACCAUCCCAGAACCUGGGCCUGUUCAAAUUGUUCAAAUUGUUAAAACAGAGUCUGGAGGUCAUCAAUUAAAACUAGACACGGAGGCUCUUUCAUCAAUUCUUCUCCAGGAUAAGGUGAAGGAUAAGCCUGUGGCUGUUGUCUCAAUUGCUGGAACUUUCAGGACGGGGAAAUCAUUUUUACUCAAUUUCUUUAUAAGAUAUUUUAGUAGACAAGGGGAAAGUGAUUGGUUGGAUGAUGAAGAUGUUCCUUUAAAAGGUUUCUCUUGGAGAUCAGGUCCGGACCGGGAGACAACUGGUAUCCUUAUGUGGUCAGAGCCCUUCAUAAUUGAGAAAGAUGGCAAAGAAAUCGCUGUUCUUCUCAUGGAUACUCAAGGAACUUUCGAUGGCAGACACACAACUCGUGACAGUGCAACUGUUUUUGCCCUCUCAACAAUGACCUCAUCAAUUCAGAUAUUCAAUAUCAUGUUGAAUUUACAGGAAGAUAAUCUUCAAUUCUUAGAACUUUUUACUGAAUAUGGUAAACUUGCCUUAGAGGCUUCACCCGAUGUUAAACCCUUCCAAAAACUUAUGUUCUUAGUUCGUGAUUGGCCUUACGCUGAUGCUCAUGAAUAUGGUUUAAAAGGAGGACAAUCUUUAUUAGAUAAGAGGCUGGAGAUAAUGGAAGAUAUGCCUGAAGAACUUCAACGACUCAGGAGAAAUAUUCGAAGCUGUUUUGCAGAUAUUGAAUGUUUCUUGAUGCCUCAUCCCGGAUUUGAAGUAUCUACCAAAAAAUUUGAUGGUCGAACGAAAGAUGUUUCACCCAAAUUUAUCGAUUUUCUCAAGACUUUGAUACCACUUUUGGUUUCACCAUAUACAAUUCGUCUCAAGAAUAUUGGUGGGGAAGAAGUUUCAGGUCGUCAGCUCCUGGAAUAUUUCAAAGUCUACACCUCCAUCUUCAAAGGAGAUACAAUACCCGGUCCCAAGUCCAUGUUGGAAGCAACUGCGGAGGCUAAUAAUCUAGCAGCUAUUGCAUCAGCUCGAGAUCUUUAUAUGUCAAGUAUGGAGGAAAUGUGUGGUGGUAAUAAACCAUAUCUCAAUGAAUCGUUGUUGCAACGAAAACACGAGCAAUAUCGUUCUGAAGCUCUUGACUGUUUCUUAAAAUUCCGUAAAAUGGGUGGAAAAGAAAUCGAAGAGAUGUAUAUGAAGCAAUUGGAAGAAAGUAUAUCCACUGCUUUCACUCACUUUUGUGCCCAAAAUAAGUCAAAAAAUAUGCUUAACUUAUUUGGUUCGAGUUUUAUCCUUUUGGUCUGGUCUUUUAUUCUCUAUUUUUGUUCAAAAAUCUUUGAAUCAAUCGCUCUCCCACUUUCCAAUCUAUUCUUUCUCUGUGCAACGUGUUCGUUUGCUCUCCUUCUAACUUAUACCAGUUCUAAAUUUCUUGGAACUCUUCCCGAGAUUGUUAUGGCGGUUGAUGCAAUUGUCUCCCAGGUUCAUUCGUGGAUCCAAGACUCGAUGUUAUUAAUGGUACAGAGGUAUUUAGAGAACAGAAUGUUGUCAGUGUCUCAAGGAGCUUCUGGAGGAGAAGCAGGAGCAAGAGGAGAUCGAAGGCCACUUGUUCAAAACACGAGAUAAUGUCCAUGUGAAAAGUCUUUCAUUGUAUGGCUAUAAAAUGUUUAUAAAAAAUUGUAUGGCAAUUCUUUUUUCCUAAAUCUAUUGCGAAUGUAUAAAAGGCAAAAAUCUUUUAAAAUUACCUUAAAUACAAAAACCCGAUUAAUUAAUUAAAUUAACCGGAUUUAUUUUAUUUCUUGUAACACUCAUUCAGAGAGAAAAAAAAUGAGGAAAGUUUCCUCUUGAAUCACCUCAUUUUGUAACGCAAAACACACUGAUAACUGAAUUAUUAAAGAAGUGCCAUCAAAAAUGCA